Molecule: messenger RNA, 2247 nt
Organism: Fusarium tjaetaba
Lineage: Eukaryota; Fungi; Ascomycota; Sordariomycetes; Hypocreales; Nectriaceae
Product: heat shock factor
Exons: 2
Coding region: 1-2247 (748 amino acids)
Biological process (GO): regulation of DNA-templated transcription
Molecular function (GO): DNA-binding transcription factor activity; sequence-specific DNA binding
Source: RefSeq, a predicted model, not a curated record
AUGAUGCCCAUACCGCAGCCAAUGCAGCCACAGUACAACACGGGGAACCCGGCUGGCGACCAGGUAAUGCGUUGGAAUGGAAUGGGCGACCCUUCGGGCUUCAUGAACGGUGCUGAUGGUAUCAUGGAUGGGAAUGCUCAUGUUGGGAACUCAUUUGGUCUGGUGCCGGCACAGCCACAAUAUGCUCAGCCUGUGUCGACGCCAUCGAACACGCUUGCUCGACGGCAAAUGAAUCGCGCGCUUGUCCCGACCAAUACCCGGCCCUACGAUGGAGCAGUUGAACCAUGGGGAAACUUUGUUGGCGAUGACAAUGCUUUGCUUCAACAAGCCCCCUCCGAAAACUUGAAUGAGCAAGACAACGUUGAGAUAUUGGAGGAGAUGGCCCAGAAGGCCAAGAGAGAGGCGCAAGCGAAGCGGAAGCAGAUUCCCCCUUUCGUGCAAAAACUGAGCAGUUUCCUUGAAGAGCGCAAGAACGAAGAUUUGAUUCGAUGGUCAGAAAAGGGAGAUUCGUUCAUUGUGCUUGAUGAGGAUGAGUUUGCAAAGACUCUGAUUCCAGAACUGUUCAAACACAACAACUAUGCAUCAUUUGUUCGACAGCUCAAUAUGUAUGGCUUCCACAAACGCGUGGGUCUGUCGGACAACUCGAUGCGAGCCAGUGAGCGCAAGAACAAGAGUCCUAGCGAGUACUCAAACCCAUAUUUCCGACGCGGUCAUCCAAAUCUGCUAUGGCUCAUCAACAAACCCAAGAGUGGAAGCAAAGCAAAGAAGGGGGGCAAGGGUGCUGAGAUCGAUAACGACAGUGAGGAUGAGGGUGCCACCGAGGAGAUCCUCGCCUCUGGGCUAGGGACCUCUGCAGCCCAGGCUCCUCGAUCACUACCAGCUGCUGAUUCUCAACCCAUUCCAAAGAAAGAGAUGACCCUCGUUCGAGAAGAAUUGAGCAAAGUCCGAGAACAACAGAAAUUAAUUCUCGGGGCCAUCAAUCGAUUGCAAAGAAACAACAACGAUCUUUAUCAACAGGCGGUCAUGUUCCAGAAUCAGCAUGACCGCCAUCAAAAUUCUAUCAACGCCAUUCUUAACUUUCUCGCCAAUGUCUUUCGAAAAACACUGGAGGAUCAGGGCAACUCGCAGAAUGUAAACGAUAUUAUUUCGAGCAUGCUCACGAACCAGAAUCAGCAGUCCGCUCAACAUGGCAGUGUGGUCGACCUAGGAGACUUCAUUCAACAGAUGGAUCCUUCAUCAUACGGCACACCUCAUAAGAAGGCUCGCGGCCUGCUACCCCCUAUUCCCAACCAGAGCCGUGCCCAGUCAGUUAGAUCGUCUACCCCGAACAGGUCAACACCUGUCAAUUCAACCUACCAAAGUGUCAAUCAUCACAACCCUGAAAUGGGCCACGUCACAGAACUCCAAGAGAAUUCACCUAGCGACGCAAAUUCCCCCAAUCUACGUCAGGAACUGGAGGCAAACCCUCAUGAGCAGAUGUUGAAGAUGAUUAACGAACACAACGCAACCAACAAUCAUGGCAUGGAUCUGCCAGAGGCUGCCGAGCUUGUGGCCAACGCCCCCAACACGUUGAGCAACGCCCAACGAAGCAAACUGGUUAAUUUCAUGGCUGGCCAGUCCUCUUCUGCUCCAUCUGCCAGGUCAACUCCCGCCCCUACCCCAGUCUCUGCCACACCAGUACCUGCUACUGCUCAAAUACCUACAUCAAAUGCCCACAUGGCCAUGCCGACUAUGCCUACCUCAACCUCAGUCUCACCCCCACCCAUUGAGUCCAACCCAGCUCCUUCGCUUUCCCCUAUCAUGGGACCUCCCAUGGCACCGCCGUCCUUGAACGAGAUCAACACCAACCAGUUGGACCUAGAUCAACUCCAACGUCUUCAAAGUGAGCAAGAUGCAAAGAUUAGCGAACUUGGUAGCAUACUCGGACCACUGAGUCCUUCCGGGCAUGUACCUGGUCUAGGGGAAAACGAGGCGUACUUCGAUCCUCAGUCGGCAGAUUUUGAUCAGUUUUUUGACAGCAACGCUUUAUUUGGAGAUGGGCAGUACAACACUGAUGGCACUGAUUUCAACUUCAGCCUUGAUACAGACCCAAGCCACCCGAAUUCGGCACUACAUACGGGACAUCCCAUUCCCCAUGUGAGCCACCACAAUACUCCAAGUCCCGCGGGUACAGAAGAGAUUACCCGCAAUGACCUGCGGCUAGACAGCACGCCGGAUCGAGGAAUUAAGCGACAACGCGUGGGUUAG